GUUUCAUUUCUUUUAGUUCAGUCCUAUUGUGCAGUUUGAUCCAAAAUGGCUGCGAAUAAAUAUUAUGAAUUCGAUUAUAAUGGAACUCGAUGUCAAAUACUUCUGAUCCAAAUAAAUGAAAUGAGUACGAUGCAAAACUUGGAGAGGGAUCUUUUGGAGAGGUCUUCAAAGGCAAAUAUGCUGGCAGAGAUAUGGCCAUCAAGGAAAUUGCGAUCGACCCCAAGACAUGGACAGACAAUAAAAAUGUGCACCGCGAACUCUUCUACUUGGAAAAGGUUAAUGGCCACGCCCUCAUCGUACAAUUAUAUGGACUUAUAAUGGAGGAAACAGCAAUUCAUUUGGUUAUGGAAUACGUUGCAGGAGGAAGCCUAUUUCACUUUCUACACAACACAAGAGACGAAUUAACGUACUCGCAAGCCAUUACAUUGUUGCGGCAAGCGGCUGAGGCGCUUGCUUAUCUUCACUCAUUUGAAAUUAUUCAUCGUGAUGUAAAGAGUCAGAAUAUGUUGCUGGACGCCGAACGCAGAAACUUAAAAAUUUGCGACUUCGGUUUUGUAAGGGAGUUGGAAAAGGACAUGACUAAAGGAAAAGGCACUCCGCUAUAUAUGGCACCCGAGCUUGCCACGGUUGGCAGUUACUCUUCUAAAUGCGACGUGUACAGCAUGGGCAUUACGAUUUGGGAAGUUCUGGCGCGUGAGAUUCCUUAUGAAUCGCCGAAGGUCUACGGCCCUCUCUGGAUGAUCUUAAAUUUGAUUGUCCGGAUCAAUUGAAAAUUUUCAUUCAAAGCUGCUGGGAUAAAAACGCGGAUGUUUGUCCCACCAUGCAGCAGGUCGUGGCAGAAUUGCAAAAGUAUUUGUAGACUCGAUAUACGUUCACCAGCUCAGCAGCAAUGCAUACGUCUUAACUCUAUCUAUGCUCCUCUCUAACAUUUCAAGGAUACGGCACCGCUGAUAUAUGCGUAUAUGAUUUCUUUUUAUAUGCUGCUCACCAAUUUUAGCUAAAUAUAUAAAUAUACAUAAA
Messenger RNA from Drosophila mojavensis, 1020 nucleotides. RefSeq names its product putative mitogen-activated protein kinase kinase kinase 7-like. Gene Ontology annotation, molecular function: magnesium ion binding; MAP kinase kinase kinase activity; ATP binding. The transcript is spliced from 5 exons. The record is from RefSeq and is a predicted model, not a curated record. Lineage: Eukaryota; Metazoa; Arthropoda; Insecta; Diptera; Drosophilidae. Gene Ontology annotation, biological process: protein phosphorylation; positive regulation of canonical NF-kappaB signal transduction; JNK cascade. The coding region runs from base 192 to 770 and encodes 192 amino acids.